AACUCAGUCAUUGUGUCUUCAUAAAUCUUUGAUCGGAAUCCUUUUUCAACUUCGUUCCGCUGCAGCUGCUGCCGAACACACGGCACCGGGCAGCUGCCAAAGACACAAAGACACCCCAGGAAGCACCCAACGACAGUCAUCCCAUUGUUUUUGCCGGCCCUCAAUCAGCCAUCACAAACAAGGAAGAAGAACAUUUCAUUGGAACCAUCGACUGGAGUACGAGAGAAACAAUGACAUCUCUGUUCAAGAUUGCCGCAAGUGGAGCUGUCUUUCUCCUGUUGUCCUUGGCGAAUCUUGUGGUGCUCUACUACUUGGUGUCCUAUCCUCCGAUCCAGUUCUUUUAUGAUGCGGUUCCGCCUGCUGGGCCUUCCAGCGUGUAUGUUCCAGGCAGUGGAUUCAGUGGGUUUUGGUUUCAUCUUGGAGCACUCAGCUCUAUCCAGGAUCUUCACAAGUUCGACUAUUAUUGCUACUCAUCCGGUUGUCUGAGUGUUGUGAUGGCGGCCAUGAAUAUAUCAGUGGGGGAGGCCACAACCAUGGCGACUGACGUUCAACAGUUGUGGAUGGUUGGAAACAUUACUCGUUUUGAUAUUAUUGAUCAGUUUUUGCUGGACGUGCUGGGGGAAGACAGCGAUGAAGGAAACCAAAUAAUAGAGAGCUUCCUGCCCAACCUCAAGAUUCUUGUCACAUCCAGAGGAAACGGAGUCGAAAUUGUGCAACCAACGAGCCGUGACGAGCUCAUCAGUGCUCUCAAGCAGACUACCUGGAUUCCCUUUAUCACUGGACAAGGAGUAUUCCGGGCAAGCACAAACGACACCUGCAGCAACGCGGAGGAGAAUGAGUUUUAUCUGGAUGGGGCUUUUUCACGUGUGCUCCAUCCAACUUGUGAAUAUGAUUUGUUGGUGCCCGGUACCUUCCGCACUUUGAUGCUCACCUUGCAUCCCGGAUUGUCGCGGGAAGAUGUGGAUCAACUAUGGGAAGCAGGAAGGAAUUUUGAACAUCCCCUUCUACUGGCAUCUCAGUAGCAGCGAGGAUUACAGGCCCAAUUUUUGCCAUUAUAGCGGUUGCAUGGAUAGAUUAAUAAGUAAGAAGCAAAGUAGAAUUAUUUUGAUGAAAGGUACG
This is a messenger RNA of Seminavis robusta, 1119 nucleotides long. The record is from the annotation of a GenBank genome assembly. NCBI's taxonomy places the organism in Eukaryota, Bacillariophyta, Bacillariophyceae, Naviculales, Naviculaceae.